Molecule: messenger RNA, 1784 nt
Organism: Cuscuta campestris
Lineage: Eukaryota; Viridiplantae; Streptophyta; Magnoliopsida; Solanales; Convolvulaceae
Source: the annotation of a GenBank genome assembly
AGCUAAUUACCUUCCGGCCGGAUUAUAAUGUUUCCAUCUUCAACAUCAAACAAUAUUUUGACUUCAUCAACAUCCAAAUGACCACCUCCUCCUCCUCCGCCUCUCGACCUCCCGGCCGCCUCCGCAAAUCCGUCACGUGCCUCUUCGUCGCUCUCCUCCUCGUCUACGUAUUCUACUCCGCCAAAGUCAUCCUCGUCAAGGACUACUCCUCGUCCUCUUCCUCAUCGUCGUCCCCUCGGUCUGACUGUGUUAUCAGGGACGACGACGAGGACGACCCGCACAUUCGCCUCUCUGUUGUAGUCCCAUCUGCGCCUCCUCCUCCUCCACCACCUCCCUUUCCCCCGCCUCCCCCGCAGCGUCCCUCCUUUUGGGACGACACGGAGCUUAGGCACGUCGUGUUCGGGAUUGCAGCGUCGUCGAGCCUGUGGGAGAGGCGGAAGGAGUACAUAAAGACGUGGUGGAGGCCCGAGGAGACGCGGGGGGCGGUCUGGCUCGACAAGAAGGUGGAGGUGGGGAGGAACGAGGCGCUGCCGGAGAUCAAGGUCUCCGGUGACACCUCGAGGUUCAACUACACGAACCGGCAGGGCGACAGGUCCGCCCUGCGGAUAUCAAGGGUGGUGUCGGAGACGCUGAGGCUGGGGAUAGAGGACGUGCGGUGGCUGGUGAUGGGGGAUGACGACACGGUGUUCUUCGUGGACAAUGUGGUGAGGGUGCUCAACAAGUAUGACCACAACCAGUUUUACUAUAUCGGCAGCUCUUCGGAGAGCCACGUCCAGAACAUAUUCUUCUCCUACUCCAUGGCCUACGGGGGCGGAGGGUUUGCCAUCAGUUACCCGUUGGCCACGGAGCUGGAGAAAAUGCAGGACCGGUGCAUUUCCCGGUACCCCGGGUUGUAUGGGAGUGAUGAUCGGAUUCAUGCUUGCAUGGCGGAGCUAGGUGUUCCCCUUACCCGUGAGCCAGGAUUUCACCAGUAUGACGUGUAUGGGAAUUUACUAGGACUACUAGGAGCACACCCUGUGGCACCACUAGUAUCAAUCCAUCACCUUGACGUAGUGGCACCAAUCUUUCCAAAAAUGACUCGAGUGGAGAGCCUGAAACACCUAUUCGAGUCGGUGAAACUCGACUCCGCAAGCAUAAUGCAACAAUCCAUCUGUUACGACAAAGAAAGGUAUUGGUCCAUAUCGGUGUCUUGGGGCUACGCCAUUCAAGUCAUCAGAGGCAUGGUUUCUCCUCGGGAGUUGGAGAUGCCGACUCGGACCUUCUUGAACUGGUACAGAAGAGCGGAUUACACGGCAUACGCCUUCAACACUCGACCUGUCACUAGGCACCCUUGCCAGAAGCCAUUUGUUUAUUAUGUCACCAAAGUGAGGCUGGACAGAAGCAGGAAUGAUAUUAUUGGGAUAUAUUAUCGUCACAGAGAGACACACCCUUAUUGUAGGUGGAAAGGCGAGUCUCCCCAAAAUAUAGACUCUAUUGUUGUCUUGAAACAGCCUGAUAGUACCAGGUGGGAAAAGUCGCGAAGGAGAGAUUGUUGUAAAGUCUUACCGUCGAGACAAAAUGCAAGAAAUCUCUACUUAUGGGUGGGGAGUUGCAAACAAGGUGAAGUGAGUGAGUUCUAGAGCACAUAGAAGUUAAAAGCUCAAUAGCAACCUUGCAUAUUACAUAUGCAUCAUGAUCAAUUCAAAAGAGACAGUGAUAAAAAAACAUCAAUAGUGCAAGCUCUUACAUGAAAGAAUAUGAAUCAGAUGCAAUGAACUUGACAUCAAGAAAUGUUCGUGAAACUA